Arachis duranensis is the source of this 348-nucleotide messenger RNA. RefSeq names its product polynucleotide 3'-phosphatase ZDP-like. Gene Ontology annotation, biological process: DNA repair. Gene Ontology annotation, molecular function: polynucleotide 3'-phosphatase activity; ATP-dependent polydeoxyribonucleotide 5'-hydroxyl-kinase activity; double-stranded DNA binding. The transcript is spliced from 6 exons. The record is from RefSeq and is a predicted model, not a curated record. Lineage: Eukaryota; Viridiplantae; Streptophyta; Magnoliopsida; Fabales; Fabaceae. Bases 1 to 348 code for a protein of 115 amino acids.
AUGAGUCAAAAUACAGACCAGGAAGGUUUGAAGAAGAUAUUGGUAGCUGCACAUGAUAAGUCUCAGAAGAAGGUUGAUAAAGCUAUAGAGGACAUACAAAAAGAUGAAGGCAGGGAUAUAAAGCGAAGGAAGCUGUGUAAAUCAGACAUUGAAACAGUAGAGAAAAUUAACUUUUCAAUUUCUGAAGUGAAGAACAACUACAAGGAUGCUACCCUCUUACCAAAAUGGAAAGCAUUUCAGACAGUCAUAUAUCUUAAACGGGAUAAUGGCCUGAAUGACUCAAGUAAAAUUGCUGCCUUUGAUUUUGAUGGGUGUCUUGCAAAAACUGCUGCGAAUAAGUAUUUUUGA